Nilaparvata lugens (brown planthopper) is the source of this 618-nucleotide messenger RNA. Its product is annotated as transmembrane protein 135-like. The coding region runs from base 107 to 487 and encodes 126 amino acids. The transcript is spliced from 3 exons. The record is from RefSeq and is a predicted model, not a curated record. NCBI's taxonomy places the organism in Eukaryota, Metazoa, Arthropoda, Insecta, Hemiptera, Delphacidae.
UCUUCUUAGAAUAUCAUAACAAUCUUCUACCACUUUUAAAAGGGAACCGAAAAAGCAGAGUGUUGUAAUGUAAUUAAUCGAAUUGAAACUGAUCUAUUCAUUUCAGAUGACAAGCUGUUUUCUAUGUAGAUACAGAAAGGAAGACUCGCCCCUACAUGCUAUUCCCAGUGGACUAUUAGCUGGAUUAGCUUACAUCAUCCGUCCAGAUCUGACAGUUAUUCUUAUAGCUAUUUGUAACUUGUUAACGUUAUCCGAGUAUCAUUUCAAAGAUAAAGGACUUCUUCCAAAAUGGCCUUUUUCAGAGGUGGCUUACAUAAUUGCUUCUGGCAUUCUGUUCCACAGUCAAAUGGUAAUUCCGAAUUGUACACCAAAGCAGUUUGUCAACUUGAUGCAUUCAUUUUCUUAUGGAAAGUCCACAGAGAUCAAUAAGAGACUAUGGGACUACAUCGCAAAAAGCCAAGAGCUGAAAAAAUUGGCAUCCUUAUGAAGGGAGCUGAGUCAUAUAACUGUGUGGAUAUUGGAAACAUUAUUUCGAGUGUUAAGUACAUUGCAAACGACAAACGAUUACAUAUUAAAACGGUAUAUUAUUAUGUGAUAAAUAUAUAUUAUACAUUUUUU